UGGCUGCUGCUUUGCAGCCCAAAGCAAGCACGCUUUCCUCCCUUUGGGGUGUUCAGGCAUCGCUCUUGGUCCAGAAUACCUCUGAGUAUUCUGAGUAUUCCGCCUCCCGGGGCCCCUCCAGCCAAUCCGGAGGGGCGGCCCGUCGCAGAAGUUUCCGAGCCCGCCCCUGCCCGCCGGGCGCCGCCUCUCUUCGGAGCGGGACUUUGCGCAGGCAGGCAGGCAGCAGAGCCGGCGACGAGGACGCAGCGGCCGCCCGGUGAUGGAGCGGGCGCCCCAGCAGCACCUCCGCGCCGGCCCCCGUCCCGCGUGGCAGCUCGCCGUCGGGCCGCGUCGGAGCCACACCAUGAGGUACCCCACACUCUGGGCACUGUUGCUCUUCCCAGCCGGAAUCCUUGCCCAGGGUUGCCCAGCUGACUGUCAGUGCAGCCAACCCCAGACAGCUUUCUGCAUCUCUCGGAGGAGCCACACUAUCCCGCAGGGGUUGCCACAGGAUACAACGAACCUGUAUAUGUUUGAGAAUGGCAUCCGCUCCCUGAGCGAGGAGAGCUUUGCAGGGCUGCCGGCCCUCCAGCUCUUGGAUCUCUCCCAGAACCUGGUCUCUAGUCUCCCGAGAAACGUCUUCCAGCCGCUCAGGGGCCUCCGUAACCUGGACUUGUCCUCCAACCAGCUGCGCGAGAUCACCAACGAGAGCUUCCACGGACUGCGCCUGCUGGAGCGCCUCUACCUGGAACGCAACAGCAUCCAGCUCAUCCACCCAGCUGCCUUUGACUCUCUGGAGAACCUGCUGGAGUUGAAGCUGCAAGACAACCAGCUACAGGCGCUGCCGCCGCUCAAGCUGCCCACCCUCCUCCUCCUCGACAUCAGCCGGAACCGAAUUGCCGCUCUUGAGCCGGGCACCUUCCAGAUCCCGAACCUCGAAUCGCUGAAGAUUGCCGGGCUGGGGCUGCCUACUGUGGAGGAGGCACUCCUGCAGAGCAUCCGCACCCUGCACGAGCUGGACGUUUCGGACAACCUGCUGUCUCGGGUGCCAGAGGUCCUGAAGCAGCUGCAUGGCCUGACCAAGCUCAGCCUGGCGGGGAACAGCGAGAUCUCACAGCUGCGCCCAGAAGACUUCCGAGAGCUCCGCGACCUCCAGGAGCUGGACAUCAGCAAACUCAACCUCAGUAGCCUCCCUGGGGACUUCUUCAGCUCCUUCCCCAGGCUCAAGGCUGUCACGGCGGCAGCAAACCCCUUCAACUGUGUCUGCCAGAUGAGCUGGUUCGCCAGCUGGGCGAGCGGCGGCAAAGCCUUGCUCCGGAGGUCAGAGGAGACCCGCUGCCACUUCCCACCCCAAAAUGCAGGCAGGCUGCUCCAGCACCUGGAAUAUGCAGAUUUUGGGUGCCCAAUCACCACCACAAGCACCACGUUGAAGACCACCAGCCCCAAACUUGCCGCCCCUAUUCCCAGUAGCCAUCACGCCGCCCCACAGCCCAACACAGCAAGCCCCACACCCGGGGAGGACAACUCUACUCCAACAGCACUCACCUCACUGGAAGGCCUCCCCAGCCCCAAGGCUCACCUCUGUCCCCCACGCACCUGCCUUAAUGGGGGCAUGUGCCAACUGGGUGCUCACAACCACCUGGAAUGCGUCUGCCCUCUGAGCUUCACAGGCCUGUACUGCGAGACCAAGGUCUGGGGGACAGCUCUGCCGACGGUCAGCCAGGCACCAGCUCAGCGCAAGCAAAUUGCCAUAAAGCACAUUGGGGGUACCUCCUUGAAAGUGGAUUUGCAGAACUACAUCCAGUCUAAGGCUCAGCUGAAAGGGAUCCGCCUGACUUACUGGAACCUCUCCGGCCCAGACAAGCGACCUGUCACCCUCAGACUGCCGGCCUCGCUGCCAGAGUACACUGUGCGGGCUCUGAAGCCCAACUCCUCCUAUCACAUUUGCAUCGGGCCGCUUGGAGACAAAGCCCACGAGGAGGACCUCUGCGUGGAGGCCCACACCCUGCACCUCACCCACCAGAAGCAUGCACCUGUCACCCAGAGCAGAGACACCAACCUGGCACUCCUGGUGGCGCCUUCCACAGCUGCCGUGCUGCUGCUGCUGGUGGCUGCGGUGGCAGCUGUCUCCUACUAUGCGCGGCGGCGGCGGCGGCAGCAAAGGCAGGCGCAAGCCGCUUCUGGGGCCAGCAACUCCAGCCCGCUGGAGCUGGAGGGGGUGAAGGCCGGCCUUGAGAACGGAGAGCUGGGCGGACAUGCUCAGACAACGGCCCCAAAUGGCUUGGAAUACGAGGUGCCGCUCAUGCAGCCACAGUACCCCAGCCACCCCAUGCCCAGGGCCUUGCGGCCUUCGUACUUUUAGGGCCAAGGGAGCGGUCCCAGUCCAAAAGCUGGCCUGUGGGAAAGGGGCCUCCUGGACUGCUGAGGGCUUCCCUUGCAGGAAGACAAGCCCUGCAAGGCAUCACGCGCACACAGGCACGCUCGGACUCAGUGCCUGGCUGCUUCGCUGUGGCUGCCCCCCCAGGGACGCAGAUCCGUAGAGAGUUUAGUGAGCAGCCACUGAGGCAAGAGGCACCCGGGUGCUGGCAACAAUAAAUCCUCCUGCGGAGCGUGGUCUGGACCAACUACAGCCCUGCUAGGGCAGCCGUGUUUAAAAAGCACGUAAAUAAAUGAAGGACCAUCAACCUCUUCCGUGGGUGAAGGAGGUGCGGGGGGGGGGGGAGGACACAAGACAGAGCUCUCUGCGGGAGCUCACAGGGAGUAAAGCUUUACAGACACUUAGAGAAUAUUUAUAAUACAGGAUUAUUUCCCAUUUCUUCUGGGAAAUCUCUUUUCUAACACAGAUUGAGGUACUUUUUGUAAAACCAGACUGUAAGUGCUUUUGUACAAAAAUUAAAAA
Molecule: messenger RNA, 2878 nt
Organism: Rhineura floridana
Lineage: Eukaryota; Metazoa; Chordata; Lepidosauria; Squamata; Rhineuridae
Gene: VASN
Product: vasorin
Exons: 2
Coding region: 260-2341 (693 amino acids)
Cellular component (GO): plasma membrane
Molecular function (GO): protein binding
Source: RefSeq, a predicted model, not a curated record